AUAUCUAACCUGGUUUCCUCCGGUAACUGAUAAGGCAGCCUGGAUAACAUAGCGCGUAUCUUUACGAUAAAACUGUCUGCGAGUUCAUCACCUUGCUCGGCAGAAAACACAUCUCGUAACACUUUAUACGCAGGGCGCGGCACACCAUACAUCGAGCGUAAUCGCUUGAGAGCGUCAGGCCACGAGGAAACUUCUUUCCGGACCCCUCUCCACCAUACAGCAGCUUCUCCUUGCAUGAGCAUCGGUAAGCCCCGCAGUGCAAUAUCAUCGGGAACUGAUGCACAUUCUUUAAAUAUUUCUACUGAGUCGAUGAAAGCCUCCACGGCCUCAGGAUCACGUGAAGUACCGUCGAAGCGCGCCAUGCACUUCGAGAGGUUACCAGUUGACGUAGACGUUGAAACCGACGGGGGUGGUGAUGCGGUGGCAGUGGCAGACGUCGAUCCACUCCCCAAACCAUGCGAUGUCAAAAGGGACUCGACGAGUUGUCGGUUCGCCUCGGCCUGCGAUUUCGAUAAAGCGGCCAGAAGCGUCGACAGCUGGUCCUCGGACAUGAGCACUGGUGACGGUGAGGGCAUUGAGUCUUGA
Molecule: messenger RNA, 585 nt
Organism: Melitaea cinxia (Glanville fritillary)
Lineage: Eukaryota; Metazoa; Arthropoda; Insecta; Lepidoptera; Nymphalidae
Exons: 1
Source: RefSeq, a predicted model, not a curated record